Molecule: messenger RNA, 839 nt
Organism: Mytilinidion resinicola
Lineage: Eukaryota; Fungi; Ascomycota; Dothideomycetes; Mytilinidiales; Mytilinidiaceae
Exons: 2
Coding region: 246-839 (197 amino acids)
Source: RefSeq, a predicted model, not a curated record
CUCGACAUGAUAUCUUCGGCACUUAUAACGAUUUUCGUGGCGGUUGUAGCCGCCGCGAGCGACAAAGUGUUCUUCCCGAAGCCGUCUGGCAGAUACCAUGUGGGGAAGACACAGCACGUAUUCAAUCACACCACUCAUGACGAUCCUGUCGCGCUUUAAGGUCAAAUAACACUGGCGAAUUCAUCGUGGUGACUAUCUUGUACUCAGCGGCCAGAGCGCCGACCGCAGAAACCUCCUUGAAGUAUAUGGACUUCGAGCUAGCCCAUCUGAUUGAGAAAGGAUGGAGGAUCCCCGACGGCGAGUUGCAGAAGCUGUGGACUCCAUCUCCAAUGGCAGCCACCCGUCCUACCUGGUCCCAUGAGAAUGAACAAGUAUCCAACGCUCUUAUUCUCUCCCGGCGCAGGCAUGCCCUGCUCAUCUGGCACGAUGUUCUGUGCGUCGAUCAUCCGGGCGGGCCACCGUACUUGAAGAUACCGUAUGGAGGCGGCGGAGUGUACGGAAUUCCGAUUGACUACGACUGGGCCAUUGACACUCUCCUCUACAAAGUCAACAGAAAUCGCAAGACCGAUUUCGACGCCCUGCUCCAGCUCUACCCGCCUCUCGUCGAAGAGUUCCGUGCUCCCUUCAACAUAUCCACCUACAUGCACUUUGGAUUCUCCAUGGGCGGAAGUGUUGACACCGAUAUCGUCUCUCGACACGACGACGUUAUCCCCGGGAUCAAUUAUGACGGUGCUUUCAUUGACAUUCUCUUCGGUGAGACCGUCGAUGUCAAGAAACCCUUCUUCAGUCUUUGCGACGGCCAACACGAAUAUGAUGACACUGUCUAUGGGUAUAGCUAG